AUGCGCAAGACUCUCUACAACGUGCUGAUCCUCGGCUUCGGGAACCCGAUGGAUGCCUCGGUCCUGAUGUAUGAUCGACAAGAUGCUGGCGGAAAAAUGUAUCCCCUUGGAGGUAUCUACACAGUCAUCAAGACCAAGGCCCCGAUAAACUGCCACAAGUAUGGUGAUCAAUACUGUCUCUUGGGCCCCUUGGCUUACAAGUCGGCCCCAAUGGAAGUAGAAGCCAUCAAACCUGACACGCCCGAGAUGAGAGACUCGCUCCAGUCAAUGAAGGAUCGUGGGGUCAAGUAUCUCUACAGAUGUUGGUUGAUUGAAGGCAGUCCCAAAGUCUUGCUCUUUGACACCGGCUCCAUGAUGUCUUGCUUGGACAAAUGGAAGAACAACUUGUGGAACCUGGCCGGGAUCCCGGCACCCCCAAACAAUAGCGAAACUAACGAUACGAUUGUCUUUGGCUACUUGGUGGCCUGUUUUUUGGGCGAAUUUGCCUCCCGCAAAACUUCCAAGGCAAUCAUCGGACACUUCCACAAGUGGCUUGCUGGCCUUGCUAUCCCUCUCUGCCGCAAGCGUCAAAUCAACAUCACCACGAUUUUUACCACUCACACCACACUUCUAGGCUGUUACCUGUGUGCCGGAUCAGUCGAUUUUUACAAUAACAUUCAGUAUUUUGACGACAAUCACAAAGCCGGCAAAAGAGGGAUCUAUCACAGAUAUUGUGUCAAGUGGGCAUCAACGCACUGUGCCAAUGAAUUUCCCAGAAGGCCGGCGGUCAGGACAGCACUGAGUGCCAAAUAA
Molecule: messenger RNA, 792 nt
Organism: Puccinia triticina
Lineage: Eukaryota; Fungi; Basidiomycota; Pucciniomycetes; Pucciniales; Pucciniaceae
Exons: 3
Coding region: 1-792 (263 amino acids)
Biological process (GO): glycogen biosynthetic process
Cellular component (GO): cytoplasm
Molecular function (GO): alpha-1,4-glucan glucosyltransferase (UDP-glucose donor) activity
Source: RefSeq, a predicted model, not a curated record